Molecule: messenger RNA, 969 nt
Organism: Prunus dulcis (almond)
Lineage: Eukaryota; Viridiplantae; Streptophyta; Magnoliopsida; Rosales; Rosaceae
Product: lipid transfer-like protein VAS
Source: RefSeq, a predicted model, not a curated record
UUUAAUUUAGAAUUAAAUUAGAGUCAACUAGUGAGCCACAAAUUGGAUUACCAACUGAAUUAAGGGAUCGAUCAUCGAUGGUGUAGUUAAGCUAGCUAGCGUCGUCAUCUGUAUCUCAUCUGUACACCCACCCGUCUACACAAACACACGUAGUAGACACCUAUGUACGUACGUACGUAGAGACUAGAGAGCUGCUUGCUUGCUUGCUUAUAUAUAGCAAACUCAACUACCUGUUAAUGGACACAACAACAAGUACGCACUACAAAGAAACUUAGAAAAGCAAGUAAUAAGAUAUGGGUAACAGGAACGACGAGGAUAAGAGGGGUGGAGGGGCAUGCCUUGGUGGUGGCCGUGGGGUUCCGGGGGUGGUAGUAGCACCUUUAUUGGUGCUAGUGUUUGCCGGCAUUGUGGCGCAGGAAGGAAUACUAGUGUUGGCUGCUCAAGAAGUCGACACGUCUUGCCUCAAUUUGCUUGCGCCUUGCCUAAACUACCUUAAUGGAACCCGUCACCCACCGGACAAUUGUUGCGAUCCUCUGAAAUGGGUGAUCAAGUCCAAUCCUGAAUGCUUGUGUCGUAUGAUAAGCAACCGAGGCACCAAUGAAGCUGAGCAAGCCGGCAUCAAUGUCAAUGAGGCUCAGGAAUUGCCAGGAAGAUGUGGCCAACGUGUCAACCCACUCGUCUGCCUUUCAAGUUCACCUAAUAAUUCCAAGAACUCCGUUCCAAAUUCUGCAAACAGCUUUUCGUUGCUCUUUCUUGGAAAUAUGGCGGCCACAACUCUAUCGUUGUCUCUCAUCUUAUAUUUAACUGGCAUCAAAUACAAUAUAGUUUCUCGAUCAAUUAACAGCCUCAUGGACGGAAGACAUUAAUUCACAUUGCAAUAAUCAAACACUUUCUUCUUCUUUCUCUCUGUCUCUUGUUAGUUGUAUCGGGUUUCUUUUUCUCAAUACAAAUUCGAAGAUUACAAAGGGA